CUCACUAUGUGUACAGUGCGGAGCGGUGAGUGCGGAAUGCGCGUCUUGUGCGGGAAGAGGUGCGGGAGUAACCUGCAGCUUUGAGACUAUUGGAGAGGUCUGGGGACGCUGGACACCAUGCACACGGACGUGGUGCUGCUCAACUUGCUGAUUUGGAUGCUUGGUGUGUCCGGACAGCCGCGACAGAGAGGACAAUCCCUGCAGCCGUACAGGCUCGCCAGGUCAAAAAGAGAAAUGCCUCUGAUCGAUGGAUCCAGCCGCAGGAUUGGCAGCUCAAUGCUGAAAAUGAGUCAAGACAUCACUAAAGCCUGGGGAACAAAGUCGGAGCAGCUGCUGAGGAUAGACGACCACGACUUCACCAUGAGGCCGGGGUUCGGAGGACCUGCUGUCCCAGUCGGAGUGGAUGUUCAGGUUGAAAGUUUGGAUGCUAUUUCAGAAGUCGACAUGGACUUCACUAUGACCCUGUACCUGAGGCAUUACUGGAAAGACGAACGCCUGUCCUUCAGGAGCAACAAGAACCAGAGCAUGACCUUCGACGGCCGCCUGGUGAAGAAGAUCUGGGUCCCCGACAUGUUUUUUGUCCACUCCAAGAAGUCCUUCACUCAUGACACCACCACGGACAACGUCAUGCUGCGGGUUUACCCCGAUGGGAAAGUCCUCUACAGCCUCAGGGUGACAGUCACAUCAAUGUGCAGCAUGGACCUGAGUCGCUUUCCUCUCGACACGCAAACAUGCUCUUUGGAGAUAGAGAGCUAUGCGUACACAGACGAUGACCUGAUGCUGUACUGGAAGGAAGGGAACAGGUCGUUAAACACGGACGAGAGGAUUUCUCUCUCCCAGUUUCUCAUCCAGGAGUUUCACACCACCACCAAGCUGGCCUUCUACAGCAGCACAGGCUGGUACAACCGUCUGUACAUCACCUUCACCCUGCGGCGUCACAUCUUCUUCUUCCUGCUGCAGACCUACUUCCCCGCCACACUGAUGGUCAUGUUGUCCUGGGUGUCCUUCUGGAUCGACCGCAGGGCCGUCCCUGCCAGGGUGCCGUUAGGUAUAACCACGGUGCUCACCAUGUCCACCAUCAUCACUGGAGUGAACGCCUCCAUGCCGCGGGUGUCCUACAUCAAAGCUGUGGACAUUUACCUGUGGGUCAGCUUCGUCUUUGUCUUCCUGUCGGUGAUAGAGUACGCCGCCGUCAACUACCUGUCCACCCUGCAGGAACGCAAGGAGAGGAAGCACAGAGAGAGGCUGCCAUGUACGUGUGGUUUAGCUCAUCCUGACAUGAUGUCCUCCAGCUACAGCGAGGUGGACGCCAACAAUACAGGAAGCUACGGCAUGCCAGAGGAGAACGGCAUCAAGCAGGAGAGGAUGCUGGUGCAGCUGGCGAUGGAGAGCGACCAGAUCACCGGACACGUGGGCACCAGCGCGUACAGCAACGUCUGGAUCGACACGCACGUCAUAGACAAAUACUCCAGAGUCCUUUUUCCUGCGUCUUACAUCCUCUUCAACGUCAUCUACUGGUCCAUCUACUGCUAAGACAGACCUGAGGCUCAGUGAGCUCCGAACACUUAAAGUGUCAAACUCUGCCUCCAGAGUCUUCACAAAGUGGAAACCAGAGGAGCGGAGACGUGUGCAAUGAAGUUAAAGUUGUUCUGGACACAUAAAGACAGAAAAUGGAGUGCAGUGCCCGUCUUCAGGUAGAGUGGACCCCCAGACACAAAAACAUUUAUACCUAACACAGGAAGCAUCCAAUCAGGUUUCUGGCAUUUUUCCAGUGAGGACCAGCUGAGAGCAAAAACUGGAAUAACUUUUGUCACACAGUAAAAACAGAAAAAGUUACCCUUUGUGGCUUUACCAUGAGGCCAUUUUUGUACCUUGUUGUGAACUUAAAGGAUGUCAAAUGUUUGCCAGGAAGCAGCUACGCCUGGAAACUUUUGGAUUUAACAGUUUGUAAUCUGCUGUUUGUUUUUUUUCGGGAUCAGGGAUCGAUGAACUGUAUCUAAGGGCUCGAAACAGAUUGUAGGCAGAGCUUGAGUUAUUCACUGUGGGC
Messenger RNA from Labrus mixtus (cuckoo wrasse), 2047 nucleotides. Its product is annotated as gamma-aminobutyric acid receptor subunit rho-1-like. The record is from RefSeq and is a predicted model, not a curated record. Lineage: Eukaryota; Metazoa; Chordata; Actinopteri; Labriformes; Labridae. Bases 118 to 1533 code for a protein of 471 amino acids. Gene Ontology annotation, molecular function: GABA-A receptor activity; extracellular ligand-gated monoatomic ion channel activity; neurotransmitter receptor activity. Gene Ontology annotation, cellular component: membrane; synapse; neuron projection. The transcript has 10 exons. Gene Ontology annotation, biological process: monoatomic ion transmembrane transport; signal transduction; nervous system process.